Molecule: messenger RNA, 6332 nt
Organism: Gadus morhua (Atlantic cod)
Lineage: Eukaryota; Metazoa; Chordata; Actinopteri; Gadiformes; Gadidae
Product: potassium voltage-gated channel subfamily B member 2
Exons: 3
Coding region: 589-3114 (841 amino acids)
Biological process (GO): potassium ion transmembrane transport; action potential; protein homooligomerization
Cellular component (GO): voltage-gated potassium channel complex; membrane; dendrite
Molecular function (GO): delayed rectifier potassium channel activity; protein binding
Source: RefSeq, a predicted model, not a curated record
UACGCUCCAAUCCAAUUAGCCCCUGCUCUCCCUCCCUCGCUCCCUCCCUCCCUCCGCGCACUUAUCCUUUUAUUUUUACACGCUCGGACGGUAGCUGUUCCCCCCAGGGCAUCAGAUUCACAGCGCAGCGUCUCAGUGGGUCCUUCUUUUUUAAUUUCUUCAUGGCGAUCGGCGCUUUGGCCCGAGUUUGCAGGAUGUUGACGAUCCGGCAAAGGUCACCACCCCUGCCCUAGGUGUUCUUACUGUUAUCCACGAAGAUCGCGACCCCCGAAACAUGUGGAGCAGAGACAAUAGUCUGUGUGCUUACAGGAGGCGGGCAGCCGGGAUCGGAUGGGACGCGAAGCCAAAGCUUGGAUAACUCUGCGUCCUGGACGUGCACCCCGUGGAGACGAAGAGUUGGGGUUGAAGAGAGAAAGACAGCAACUUUUACGCAGCCGGGCCAUGGACCCCACCUGCCCCCCGCGCUCUGAGUGAGCGGCCACACACCGUCCUCACCCUCACCCUCACCCUCCCCCCACCCUCACCCUCACCUCCCCCCCCCUCCCAGACAGACCGAACCCCUGACCUCCUCUCCACCUCCUCGCCACCAUGAGCGACCGCGGCGUCUACGGCGGCGGCCCCAACGCCACGGCGGGCAAGGCCAAGCAGUGGAGCGGGCCGCCGGCGCCCUUCCUGCCGCCCGAGCCCAUCGACAUCAUCCGCAUCAAGGCGCGCUCGCGGCGCGUGCGCCUCAACGUGGGCGGCCUGGUCCACGAGGUGCUGUGGCGGACCCUGGACCGCCUGCCCCGCACGCGGCUGGGCCGGCUGCGCGACUGCAACACCCACGAGUCGCUGCUGGAGAUCUGCGACGACUACAGCCUGAACGACAGCGAGUACUUCUUCGACCGCCACCCGGGCGCCUUCUCCUCCAUCCUCAACUUCUACCGCACGGGCAAGCUGCACAUGAUGGAGGAGAUGUGCGCGCUGUCCUUCGGCCAGGAGCUGGACUACUGGGGCAUCGACGAGAUCUACCUGGAGUCCUGCUGCCAGGCGCGCUACCACCAGAAGAAGGAGCAGAUGAACGAGGAGCUGCGGCGCGAGGCCGAGACGCUGCGGGAGAAGGACGGCGACGUGGAGGAGCACGGCUGCUGCCCGGACAAGAGGCAGAAGCUCUGGGACCUCCUGGAGAAACCCGGCUCCUCGCUGGCGGCCAAGCUCCUGGCCUUAAUCUCCAUCCUGUUCAUCAUCAUGUCCACCAUCUCCCUGUCCCUCAACACCCUGCCGGAGCUGCAGGUGGUGGACGAGUUCGGCCACUUCAACGACAACCCCAGCCUGGCCCACGUGGAGGCGGUGUGCAUCGCCUGGUUCACCAUGGAGUACGUUCUGCGCCUGCUCUCGGCGCCCAACAAGUGGGACUUCAUCAAGGCGCCGCUGAACGUCAUCGACCUGCUGGCCAUCCUGCCCUACUACGUCACGCUGUUCCUCACCGAGUCCAACAAGAGCGUGCUGCAGUUCCAGAACGUGCGCCGCGUGGUGCAGAUCUUCCGCAUCAUGAGGAUCCUGAGGAUCCUGAAGCUGGCCCGUCACUCCACGGGCCUGCAGUCGCUGGGCUUCACCCUGAGGAGGAGCUACAACGAGCUGGGCCUGCUCAUCCUGUUCCUGGCCAUGGGCAUCAUGAUCUUCUCCAGCCUGGUGUUCUUCGCCGAGAAGGACGAGGACGCCACCAAGUUCACCAGCAUCCCCGCCUCCUUCUGGUGGGCCACCAUCACCAUGACCACCGUGGGCUACGGCGACAUCUACCCGCAGACGCUGCUGGGCAAGAUCGUGGGCGGGCUGUGCUGCAUCGCCGGCGUGCUGGUCAUCGCUCUGCCCAUCCCCAUCAUCGUCAACAACUUCUCCGAGUUCUACCGCGAGCAGAAGCGGCAGGAGAAGGCCAUCAAGAGGCGGGAGGCGCUGGAGCGCGCCAAGAGGAACGGCAGCAUCGUGUCCAUGAACAUGAAGGACGCCUUCACCCGAAGCAUGGAGCUCACCGACGUGCUGGUGGAGAAGGGUGAGCACCAGGAGGGCAAGUGUCCCGUGGACAACCACCUGUCGCCCAGCCGCUGGAGCUACCACAAACACUACUCCAACGCCGACGCCGUCAGCCCCGCGCGCUCCCAGCCCAACCGGUACAAGGAGGUGGGGCAGCUGGGGUCCCCCGAGCGCCUGAAGCCGUCGCCGUUCCGGGCCAACCCCCAGACCCUGAGCGCCCAGGGGCUCGAGGACACCUACAACAAGAUGACUGCCGGCCGGGGCGGGGACGAGCAGAUGGAGAUGAAGGUGGUGGCCUCGGCGUCGGGGCACCACCUCCAGGUCCGGGAGAUGCCCAUCAGCGAGCUGGGCCCCCUCAGGGAGUCGCCCCUGGGGGAGCAAGCCAGCCAGCCCCCCGGGGGGGGCGCCCGGCAGCAGCGCGUCCCCCCUCCCCUGGACCUCAGCCAGAUCACCUCUCUGGGGUCCGGCCGCCGGCUCUCCGAGGGCGCCCAGGCCGCCGUCAUCAAGGAGGGGCUCUACGAGUUCGUCCCCAGCGGCCGUCCGGCGGGCGGCGGCGGCGGGACGCGGGAGGCGGCCACCAUGACACGGGCGGCGGCGGAGGGGGGGUCCCACGGCGGCUCCCUGCGGGGCAACGGCACCCCCCGGAAGAGGAACUCCCAGAAGGGCCAGUCGCCGGGCGCCCAAGACGACGCGUCCCUGAUCGCCGUGGUGAGGCCCGUCACGACCCCCUCCCCCUCCUCCUCCGCCCGGCCGGACGAGGGCCCCCACAGGGCCCAGGGCCCGCUCAGCGCCCCCCCGCAGGGCGAGGCCCGCAAGGCCUCUCUGAGCGGCUUCCAGGGGGGCGGGGAGAGCGGCGCCCGGGGCUCAGAGGGCGAGGGGCAGCCCCCGGGCCUCAGCCGCUGGGGGAAGAACCACCUGGAGGGCUCCGUGUCCAGCGCCAGCCCCGUGUCCCCGAAGGGCAGCCCGCUCAACUGCGCCCAGGAGGCGGGCGGCCCGGGCGGAGAGGCGGGGGCCGCGGAGGUGUUUGUGGACGGAGACGAGAGGGUGGAGAACCACGUCAGCCUGGACGGCACCGUGACGGAGCCCUGCGAAACCAGCAUGUGACGUGUGGGGGUUCAGCGGCAGGUGCUGUGAAAAAGCAAGGUCUCCGAAGGGGGGGUGGGGGGGGUUACUUGAUGUCAUUAGUCUUAUCGACGUCAAUAAGACUAAUGACAUCAGUCUUAUUGAUGGCAAUAAGACUGGGAAGCACAUGUCCAUGUCCAGAAGAUCUGAAAACACUUGAAGAAACAGUGUGUGUGUGUGUCUGCGCAGGAAGGAAACGCCACUGUUGUAUAUAUUGAUCCUGUAUCUGUUUCUCCGGGGAUAAGAGACCGCUUCGCUUCUAAGACUAUGCUUAGGGAGCAGAAAUCACGCUUACUGCUGAACAGAACGACUUGAGCGCAACUGACUUCUGUGAUUCAGUAUUUAUUUUUAUUUUUAUAGAGUAAGUAUAAUAUGUGGCCAUGCGGGAUACAGUUUUAAUUUAUCGUUACGCAUACUGCUCUGGAUUUAAACAGCAGAGGAAGAAUUGUGGAGUGAGCGACCCAUCAUUUUAUUUUUUCUAAAAGUAAAAUCUAAAUGUGAUGAAUUCUUCUGGGACUUCAAAAACGGCCGUGAUGAAGGUGUCCCUCUUUUGCUCUCCUGUCCAAACUGCCCCGUUUUGAGUGGGGCCUCCUUCAUUCUUUGGUCAUCUCCGCUGGUUUGAGAUUCUUAUGUGAAAUGUGGAUGAAAGAACCCGGAUGAUGGACUGAUCCGGAAGAGGUCACAUAAAAAAAUCCUGCAUUUGAAACAGGAUGGUGUAACGUAUUAUGUGGCCACUUGCUCCCUCCGUCACUCCAGAGAACAGAAAUAGUUCGUAGGAAUGACCGAUUUAUCCUCUCGCAGUCAUGACAUCAUUAUCUGCGUUAGCUGUUCAAUAAUUCAUGAAUUGUUUUGUAUUGUGGCCGUUCAUGUAACUGAUCUGGUGAACUUUCUACUCUGUCACAUCCGUGGUAGCCAAGAUAAACCUGGGGUUUUAAAGGUGUAUGAUCUGCCCUUUUUUGUAACCCAAUUAGGUAAGGAACCAAAAAUAUUUACAAUGUUAUUAUUAUAAGAAUCAUAAAAUAACCACAACCUGACAAAAGACAAACUUGUAGGACUCACUGGAUUCGCCGAUCUGGAGUUCCGCCAAUAAACCCACAUUUCAGUCACUACCCACCGGCUUCACAUACUAUAUGUGUUGGCUUUUUAAGAUUGCCUUUUUGUUUAGAGAAGAGUAAUUUAAGUUUGUUUGCUAGAUUAUGUUUUUCGUCUGCAUAGCGAUGUGUGUGCUUGGGUAUUUGCUGCGUGGGUCGCAUGUUCAGCGUCGCUGUAUGCCUGGGUAGCGAGAUCGCGGCCCCUGGUCACGCUCUGAAGGGUGCUGCUGCAACCCAAAGCGGUGUGGGACUGCCCCCUGGUGGGCGGAGGUGUUGUUCUGCCACUUUAACCAAAAGACCCAAGGCCUAUUCAUAGUGCUCUACCUAGAAAUGUAUUCAGCAAAUUCCCUUUUUUUUUCUUUUUUUUAAUAGUUUGAUUGUCAGUAUGUCAUUGUUUGAUCAUUAUGUAUAUAUUUCUGGUGGCAUGCACAUGAGUUGCGUUCAUUAUUUGAAGAUCUCAGAAAAGGCAAAGUGAGCCAUUAUAUAUGAAGUACCAUAAGUAGUUCAUAUAAGGAUACAAGGAUUUUACAGUCAUUACCUCCUAUCCUCGCUCACAGGUUGCUCAUAAAUAUUCACAUUUUCUAUGAGGACUCUGCAUUGACGGAUGAUAAACGCUGUAGCUGUAAUAUCUUUAUAAAUUGUGUGCCUUUUCAUAAAUAGAUAAUUUAUGAGAAGGCUGGAAAAACUGUACAAUCUGGCAGGAUCCUGUAGCUGUAAAGAAUAAUAUCUUUGUUCUCUUUUUAAAUUAUGUUUUUUUUUCUGCUGUUCGAAUGAAAACGUUAAGAAUAUGCAAGCGCUGAAAGAACCCUCAGGAUUUUUGUAAAACUGAAACGUGUGACGUUUCUCCCGGACCUCUUACAUUCAGCUUUACAUUAGUCUCUUUCUCUUCACAUCAUGUCCCUGGAUCUGUUCUGUAACAGAUCCGGUCCCCUGUGUUUAACGACACCUAGAUAGUAUAGAUAUUGUAGACUACAACCAUAAAAUAGCCAUAAUAGCAAUAAGCAUAUAUUUUGUAAAAAUCCUGCUCUAGCUCUGAAUAAUUCUAAAUGGUCUGCAUCAUCCAAAGGUAUAAUGUGUGUGUGUGUGUGUGUGUGUGUGUGUGUGUGUGUGUGUGUGUGUGUGUGUGUGUGUGUGUGUGUGUGUGUGUGUGUGUGUGUGUGUGUGUGUGUGUGUGUGUGUGUGUGUGUAUGUGUGUGUUUGUGUGUGCGUGCGUGCCUGCAUGUAAAGGCGUGAGGUUAAAUCUUGCGUGAACACAGCUUUGCUCAUGGUAGAUGGUAUGUUGUAUUCCUUCUCUGUGGAGAUCUAUAGGGGAUGAGCUUUACCAUAUCAGUGCAAUUGUGCUCAGCUAACAUGGCUUUGCUUUCUUUUGUUCAGUUCAGGGCGUUAACAACAGCACACACACACACAUCCGAAUUUGGUCACUUUGUAAGGGUUACGGGUGGGGACUUUGAAAUCUGGAGAAGUGGAAGCCAUUGGGGAGCAAUUAAACACAGCGUUGGUGGUUCUCCCAAAGAGUAACCGUAAGGAGAAGCAAUAUCGCCAUCUCUGGUGAAACACGGUAUAUGCAAUUGCUCUUGCUAUUGGCUGCAGAAUUGUUGCCCCGGGAUCUAACGUGGUGAACCACAAGGGCAGCUCGCCACAGUCUGCCCUUCUAACUGGUACGCUUGCUUGGUUAUGCUCCAGUGGUUAGAUUUUAGUGCUCACUGACCUACAGAGUGACCAGCUUUCGAGACAAAAAUGCACACAGUGAGCCGUCACGGACUACAUGCAAUACUGGAUUCCUUUUCCUUUUUUUGUCAUUGUUGUAAUAUCUUAAUUUUGUACAGUUAAUAAGUAGAAUAUUCAGAUUGUCAAACCAACCAAGAUAUAUCUCUAUACAUAUAUAAGUAGCUAUUCUUAAUGUAACACGCCUGCUUCUCUGUUUAUUCUUUGACAUUCCAUCCCUCCUCUCUUUAUGUUGGUUAUUGAUACACUAUAUGACCGUUAGUUGACUUCUUUGGUUGUUAAGUCACCAUAACUUGAUAGUGAAUGACUAUAGGGACUUUGUGGUUUCCAAGAAGUCAGUCACCAUUAUGCAAAACAAAUAAACGUCUUCAUGGGAGCUUUCUA